UGUACCAACAUUAACAAAUCAACAAUAACAAAAACAAAGUCUCCAGAAAAAAUGGCUGCACCAUUUCUUCUUCCUCAAAUUCACAUUGCUAAUGCUUCAUGUUCCAUUUUGGUGCUUCUUGCACUCUUUGUCACAACAUCCAUGAGUUCUGAUAUAUUCCUUGAUUGGAAUGUUUCCUAUGAUUUCAAUGUUAAGCCAGUUUCCACUGAUCAACCGGUUAUAAUGAUCAAUGACAUGUUCCCUGGACCUCUUAUAAAUGCUUCAACAAAUGAUAUUGUUCAUGUCAAUGUUUUCAAUUAUUUGGAUGAACCCUUGCUCUUUACAUGGAAUGGCAUAGAGCAAAGGCUAAAUUCAUGGCAAGAUGGAGUGUCUGGUACAAACUGCCCUAUCCAACCUAGCAAGAACUGGACUUAUGUUUUCCCAAUCAAAGACCAAAUCGGAACAUUCUCCUACUUCCCUUCCAUCAAUUUCCUCAAAGCUGCCGGAGGGUUCGGUCCAAUUCGAGUCAACAACCUUCCAUUUAUAAGUGCUCCUUUCCCAAAACCUGAAGCUGAGUUUGAUCUUUUAAUUGGUGAUUGGUACAACAGUAGCUAUAAGGAUAUCAGGUCCAAAUUGAAUAUAUCUGAUGUUAUUUCUCCUAAUUGGAUGCUAAUAAAUGGAAAAGGACCAUAUCUGAACCCUGUUUCAAAAUCAUAUGAGACCUUGAAUGUUACACAAGGUAAAACAUAUCUGCUUAGGAUAUCAAAUGUAGGGACAUUUUGGAGCUUCAAUUUCAGGAUUCAGAACCAUGAUAUGGUUUUGGUUGAAACUGAAGGAUCUUAUGUUAAUCAACUAACAUUGAAGUCUCUUGAUGUUCAUGUUGGCCAAUCCUACUCUGUCCUUGUCACUGCAAACCAAGAUUCUUCUGCUGAAUACUACAUGGUCGCGUCGCCUAAACUGCUUCGCGACACAACAAAUCCUAGCUCGCUCGUUGGUGUCGCCAUACUUCACUAUGAUAACUCAACCAUAAAGCCUAAUGGACCUCUUCCUAAGGGUCCAGAUCCUUUUGAUCUAGAAUUUUCCAUCAAUCAAGCAAAAUCUAUUAGGUGGAAUCUUAGCACCGGUGCGGCCAGGCCUAAUCCACAGGGAACCUUCAACGUUACAAAUGUGACAAUAGUAGAGACUUUCAUUCUAAAGGCAUCGAUGGCGAAGAUAAACCAUUCUUCUUCGCCUCGCUAUGCUGUAAACAAUGUGUCUUACUUAACACCGGAUACACCAUUGAAGCUUGCUGAUUUUCUUGUCAAUGGUUCUGGAGUGUAUGUUCUGGACGCUUUUCCCAUUAACACUUCAAAUACCAAUGCUGUGAGUGGAGUUUUCGUGGCCAGCGCCAUAUAUAAAGGGUGGACAGAGAUAGUGAUCAAGAACACCUUGGACACCAUUGAUUCUUGGCAUUUGGAUGGAUAUAGCUUUUUUGUUGUUGGAAUGGGAGAAGGAGAAUGGAGAGCAGAAUCACGGUCAAGUUACAACUUGUAUGACCCCGUAGCGAGAUCAACGGUGCAGGUGUUCCCAGGAGGGUGGAGUGCAUUGUAUGUGUACCCUGAUAACCCUGGAAUGUGGAACUUGAGAUCACAGAACUUGAACAACUGGUUCUUGGGUGAAGAGCUCUAUGUUAGAGUUUAUGAUCCUGAUCCUAACCCUGCCAAAGAGAAGUCACCGCCACAAAAUCUCCUACGAUGUGGGAAGUUUCAGCCACCAAGUCCAGCUCCGUCAGUGGCACCAACACCAUCCCCAUCAUCCAACGCAAACACUCCACAUACACCAAGGUCUCUUUUUGCUAUCAUCACCACUGCCAUAUGUUUCUUCUUCAUUGGUCUCCAUUGAGAAGGAAUGGAACACUAUACUACACUACACUACUAUUUUCUACUUAAUUUGUUACAUCAAGAACUGAAAGCUAUAUAUUCACUACAUCUUUUCCCCUUGUUUUUUAGCACGUAAAUAGGGUCAAGAAUGAUAGCUAGAUUGACAAAUAUUGGUUACUUAUAUUUUAAAUACUACUUCAAUAUCUUGUUGCAAUUUUAAUGUUCCAAUGCAUAUACAAAUCAAGAUUUUCUGUAGUGUCAUAUUUCGGCCACGCUUGAUAAUGUUGUUUUUGCUUAAUCUCAAACAUGCAAGAAUAGGGCAUCUUGAUUGGCAUAUUAGUAGCAAACAUUUCACACACAACUACUUAA
Molecule: messenger RNA, 2207 nt
Organism: Arachis stenosperma
Lineage: Eukaryota; Viridiplantae; Streptophyta; Magnoliopsida; Fabales; Fabaceae
Product: monocopper oxidase-like protein SKU5
Exons: 9
Coding region: 52-1860 (602 amino acids)
Molecular function (GO): oxidoreductase activity; copper ion binding
Source: RefSeq, a predicted model, not a curated record